Molecule: messenger RNA, 990 nt
Organism: Aspergillus nomiae NRRL 13137
Lineage: Eukaryota; Fungi; Ascomycota; Eurotiomycetes; Eurotiales; Aspergillaceae
Product: RNA-binding ATPase activator ESF2
Exons: 1
Coding region: 1-990 (329 amino acids)
Biological process (GO): endonucleolytic cleavage in 5'-ETS of tricistronic rRNA transcript (SSU-rRNA, 5.8S rRNA, LSU-rRNA); endonucleolytic cleavage in ITS1 to separate SSU-rRNA from 5.8S rRNA and LSU-rRNA from tricistronic rRNA transcript (SSU-rRNA, 5.8S rRNA, LSU-rRNA); endonucleolytic cleavage to generate mature 5'-end of SSU-rRNA from (SSU-rRNA, 5.8S rRNA, LSU-rRNA)
Cellular component (GO): nucleolus
Molecular function (GO): RNA binding
Source: RefSeq, a predicted model, not a curated record
AUGACAACGCGUAAGAGAAAUGAAUUCCUCGACCUCGCCCCAAGCGACGACGAAGACAACGACCGCGGCUACGACUCCGAAGCGGCUGAAGAAAGCAAAGCGCGAAUUUCCAAGCGCAGACGAACGCAAAACCAAACCGACGAAUCCGACCAAAGCGACAAUGACUCCGACGAAGACCUAAAACUAAGCAAGAGCAAAGGCAAAGCCAAGAAGCCCCAGCAAUCCGAAGAUGAUGACAACGACGAUGACGAACAAGAAGAGACAACCGGCGCACAAUACCUAGACGUCACAGAGCAGGAAACGAAACCGAGUAAGCGGAAACCAUUGGAUAAGGGCAAGCCGCCGAAGAAGAACAAGACCGGGGUUGUCUAUCUCUCGUCGCUACCGCCUUAUUUGAAACCGUUUGCGUUGAAGAGUAUGCUGGAGGCGAGGUCGUUCGGGCCGAUCACGAAGGUGUUCUUGUCGCCUUCUGUGAGGCCGGCUUCGGCGCCGCGGAGGAGGUCGAAUAAGCGGAAGACGUAUACGGAUGGGUGGGUUGAGUUUGCGUCGAAGAAGACGGCUAAGCUUUGUGCGGAGACGUUGAAUGCGUCGAUUGUUGGGGGGAGGAAGGGCGGUUGGUACCAUGAUGAUGUGUGGAACAUGAAGUAUUUGAAGGGCUUCAAAUGGGGCGAUCUGAUGGAACAGGUGCAGAGGGAGAGACAGGAGAGGGAGGCUAAGCAGCGCAUUGAGGACUCUCGGGCCAGGAAAGAGGACAAGGUCUUCCUUCAAGGUGUUGAGACUGGUAAAGUGCUUGAUGGGAUGCAGAGAAAGAACGAAGAGAAGAAGAAAAGGAAGAUGGAGGCUGGUGAUGCGGGAGGCCAGCAGACCACCGAGCUCAAAGUUAGGAGAACAUUCAAGCAGAAUGAGGUUAAGAGGGGCCGUCAUACGAUCCAGGAUGGUGCAGCUGCUUUGGAGGAUGAUACAAAGAGGGUGCUGGGGAAGAUUUUCUAG